Molecule: messenger RNA, 6860 nt
Organism: Oldenlandia corymbosa var. corymbosa
Lineage: Eukaryota; Viridiplantae; Streptophyta; Magnoliopsida; Gentianales; Rubiaceae
Source: the annotation of a GenBank genome assembly
UAUAUAUAUAUAUAUAUAUAUAUAUUAACUAAACAUUCAUCAUACCAUGCCAAAAACCCAUCAUAUGUCGGCAUCAGGAUUUGUAGCAAACGUUGAUUCACAAUCACCAGUAUUCAUGGUACAUUAAACUUCUUCAUCUGAUGGUCAAGCGUUCGAUCUUGAUCCAACACCAUAUUCGAGUGUUACUGGGAAAGGAAACUCUUUCUGCUUUGUGUAAGCAAGCAGGAUUCUGCAGCAAGUCAAACUGCAAUGGACCAUGUAAACCUUAUGUAUAUCAUUUCGAAAACAAUAGAUGAAGACACAUCAUUUGAAAUGGUACCUUCCAGUGCUCUGUUCUUGAAUUACACGAGGGCUUCAUGACCCAUUACAAUAAUGCGAGUCUGAGAUUAUACACAUUGUUAGUAAAAGGACACAAUCUGUUUAAGAUAUUUACGAGCUGCUUUAAAGUUAAAAGAAACCGUUUGAUGCAAAGCAGACAAUGUUUCAACUGCACUGCAAAUGCUAGAUCUAUGACAGCUAAUUGAUCCAACAAAACAGGAAUGGCAAACAAGGGAACAACUUUUAAGCGUAGACCUAGCUCUACAACAAACUCGAGGCACAAAAAUUCGAAAAAAAAAAAAAACAAAACAAAAAAGUGUCUGAAGUACAAAUCAGGCAGAGAAGACUUCACAUUAGUUGAAUAAAUUAGAUUUUACAGAGAACUUCAAAUAACUGGCAAGAGCAGUUGAAUAGUGAUGCACAACGAUGCAAUGAACAAAAUGAUUGAAGAGCCAGAAAACACUAUAGACUUUCAGAACACUGACAAAGACAUUAAAAGCAUAUACUACCUUCAUGAUUACAAUCACUAAACAAGUAUAACUGCAACAAUCAUCCAGGUAAAUCAUAAAUUUUUGGAGCAAAAAAUCAUUAAGUGGAAGACUACUGCAAUCAAUAUGGGCAGUCCUGCUAACAACAUCAAUGUACCAUCAUUAAGAUGCAGUGAUGCACAGCUAUAUGGUAGCUCAAAUUAGCAUGCAAAUGCAAAAAGAAAAGCACUGGUAAAAACAAGUGGAAGAAACCAGGAAAAAUGGAGUUCUAUUCAAGAAAAAACAACAUUCAGAUGCAGCAUACCUUUUUCUUUUUCUUAUUUUUUUCUUGGCAUUUUCAAUGUUGCUGAUAAAAUCAAUAACUUGUGCAUCCUCAACAGCAUUUAUCACAUUCAAAGCUUGGCACAAAGGCAUAAGGAACAAUUGCAACUCUUGUUUUUCCUUUUUUUUUUUUUUUGGUUGCAGUGGCCACACACUCUCAUCACCUGAGGCAUAAUGAGUCGAUGAAAGAUCAAUUCUCAAUCAGACCCCGAAACUUAACUCUUCUUUUUAUGCUUCCCUGUCUAUCAUAACCUAUGCCAAUCUUGCUAUGCAUCAAUUUCAUAGCUAAAUCUGAAUUUCCUGCUUUCCUUAGGGCAUUGAUUAAAAUAGUACGAACUCUACCGGGAACUUCUCGGCCACGAUCAACAACACCAUCAGCUAACUUGCAAGCUUGUUCUAUACGACCAGCUCUGCACAGAAUAUUGAUCAUAUCUUCUACAGCAGUGUCCAGGACAACACCCAUCGGCGCCAACUCAUCCAAUAUCUUACAAGCUCUUGACACUUUACCUGAAAGACAUAGACCGGUGGAAAGAGCUCUAAAUGAUGCAUCAGUUGGAGUUAUACCCUUGUCAAUCAUUGCAUCCCACAUCUUCAACGCCUCUUCAUUUCGAUGUUGUUUAAACAAGCCAGUUAUCAAUAUGGUGUAGGUAUAAACAGUUGGAUCACAACCUUCAUCUUCCAUUUUCUUUAAAUAUCCAACAGCUUCAAUUAAUUUCCCGCCCUUAGCCAGGGCGUCAAUGAGCACAUUAUAACAAUAUGAAUCCCGAGGACAUCCUUUCUCAACCAUCUCUUGAAAUAACUUUUCAGCCUGAUCUAAUCUUCCAGACUUUCCAAGGCCAUCAAUGAGACUUGAAUAAAGCACAGCAUUAACAGGCACGCCAUUUUCUUGACAAUAUUCAAACCAUUGCAUAGCUUCCUCUAACCUUUCAUUCUUGCAUAAACCAUUAACAAUGACUCCAUAUGUAACUUCAUCUGGCUCAAACCCAUCGCUCUUCAUACUUCCAAAAAUAUUCAUUGCACCUUCAAGAUUUGCGUUUUUAACAAACGAAUCAAUUAAUGCAGUAUAAAUAGCUACAUUGGCUUUGCAUCCCUUUCUACACAUGCUUUCAAAAACAGUAUAUCCUUCCGAAGAUUUCCCUUCUUUACACAGUCCUCCUAUUACUAGGCUAUAGGCAUGUGACGGAAUCUCCAAUUCUUUUUCCACCAUUUCAUGAUAAAGUCCUAAACAAUUACUGAAAUUUCCCUCAGCAUAGCAUGCUUGAAUCAAGGUCAUGUAAGUUAUCUUAUCUGGUUCCACAUGCCUGACUUCCAUUUCUCUGAAUUUCUCCAUGGCUUUUUGAACCUUACCCGACCUACAAUACCCCUUGAUCAUUGUAUUAUAAGUAACAACGUCUGGAAAGACCCUCCCACUCUCCAUAACCUCAAAAACCUUUUCAGCUGACACAAUAUAGUUGGAAUUCACAAGCCCAUUAAUCAGAGAGUUAUAAGAAUACAAAGUAGGUUCAACCCCAUUCUUUUUCAUUUCCUUCCAUACCCACAAUAACUCCUCAACCAUUCCAAGAUUUCCAAAACAUUUAAUCAAAGAAGAGGCAGAAAUCAAGUUCAUUAACAAAUUAUUCUCCUUCAAUUCACCAUAUAUACACCUAAUCUUAUCCAAAUCAUUCGUAACGGACAAAUUCUCAAUCAAAGAGACAAAGCAAUCAAGAGUAUGAGCAUAACCACUUUGCUUACCGGCCCAAUUAAAGAAUCUAAACGCGAUGUCUCCCUGCCCGCAAAGCUUCUCCGAUUUCAACACAAAUGCAGUAAACCUUGGCGAUAAUCUAAUCAGGAAAUUUCUGCAGUAAGCGGAUAAUUUGUUCUCCAUAUCAGGUGAACCAUCCAGAAGACUGAGAAUUUUAGCGACCCAUGGAGAAAGUUGGAGCUGUUUAGGGUCUUUAACAAGGUCCGAGAGGUCAAAAACGGGCUCAACCCAUUCAGGCGGCGGAACAGGGGAGGUAACUCCGAAAACCCAUCUGGAUUUUGAGGAAAACUUUGAUCUUGGGAAUGAAUUUUUGGGUUUUGGUCGGGUAAAAUGAGGUUUAGCAUUGGUGGAAAAUGAAUGGGCUAUAAGGGAUUCUGAAAUGGUGGAAAGGGAUUUCUUCAAGGUUUUUCUCAUGAAGUGAAAUUGAAACUGAUGAACCCAGAAGGAGGAGUUGACUUCUUCAGCGAUUUCCUUUUCACUUUCUCAGUUCUCCCUCCUUCCUUGUGGCUGUAUUAAGUCCCAUGUGUUCAAAAUGUACUCAAAGAGUUUGAUACUUUUACACGCUUUCUUUGUAAACCCCUUAUUCUUCUUAUUGAAGUCGGUGGGCUAAAAAGAAUAAGAACAAACUGCAAAUAUUUAAAUAGCUCUUUUAUAAGCGAAUUUAGCAGUUUUCUUAUCUCCAUUCAUGGCGUCUUUUAAGAUCAUAAAUCAUUUCCACAUCCUUUCCUCAGCUCAACCCACGAAGCCCAACUCAAGUUCAUCCUUGCUGCAUCCCCCUUCUCAAUUAUUGUUCAAUAAAAAUUCAAUCUUGAAUGCAAAUAUCCUGUCAAAAAACACUAGGCAUGUUUUGCAUCUUUGGCCCAUUAAAGCUGUGGUAGAAGAAGAUAAAGACAUAGUAACGAAAGCAGAAUCCAGUGAUAAAGAUGAACAAACAGAAGAAGGGAAAAUUAGUCAAGGGGAAGAGGUGGAGGAAGGGAAGUUAUCAUCUGAGGUACUUAGUGAUAGUGAUAGGUUGAUUAAUGCCGCCAUCGUUCUUGGAGCUGGUACUCUUGCCAUUACCAAAUUGCUCUCUAUCGAUCAUGACUACUGGCAUGGUUGGACUCUUUUUGAGAUUUUGAGAUAUGCACCAGAACACAAUUGGGAUGCUUAUGAAGAAGCUCUGAAGUCCAAUCCCAUUCUAUCUAAAAUGGUGAUUAGUGGAAUCGUCUACUCACUUGGAGAUUGGAUUGCUCAAUGCUAUGAAGGGAAACCGCUUUUUGAGUUUGAUCGGAAAAGAAUGCUUAGGUCCGGAAUUGUUGGAUUUUCGCUUCACGGAUCACUCUCUCACUAUUAUUACCAAUUUUGCGAGGCCCUUUUUCCUUUCAAAGGUUGGUGGGUGGUUCCUGCCAAGGUUGCUUUUGAUCAAACUAUAUGGGCAGCUGUUUGGAAUAGUAUUUAUUAUGUGGUUCUAGGAUUCUUGCGCUUUGAACCCCCCGUCAGGAUAUUUAAUGAACUGAAAUCGACAUUUUGGCCGAUGUUAACAGUAAGUUGCCUUUUUUCCAUGUUCUUUUCAGUUCGAACUUCUUUUGGUCCUUCCACUUUUGGUCUCUUUAAUGUAGAACUUUAAUUAUACGAGUACGGUACCUUCCAAGUUUAUGUCUCUUUUCUAUGAAGCUCAAUAUGUUUAUCUUUUUGCAUGUAUAUUAUUGGUCCUUUCAUGUUUGAUCAUAUUUAUGGCUACUGUACGUAUCUAUUUUGCGUUUAGGGUCAAUCAUGAUUCCAAAACUGAAGGUCUUCCAGUCCAAUUAUAGUUCUAUGCAUAGAUCAACUCCAGACCACUGUCAAUGGAAGCAUGUGUGCUUGCAAAAUCUCUUUAUCAUCUUCUGGUGUAUACGAUUUUGGAUUAGACUAGAGGACAUUCCAGUUUUUGGUAUCAAUAUGUUUAUGAUAAGCAUGGGUGCCUAUAUGGCAUGUCGUGUAAAACUUAGUUCACGAACCAUUCUUUGUAAAAUACUGAAGAUAUAAGUUCAUUGGAAAAUGAUUUCAUUUGGCAAAUCCAGAUAUGUUGAAAAGGUAAUCAAUUGUUGUUCUUAAUCCACCAGGCAGGAUGGAAACUCUGGCCAUUUGCCCAUGUGAUUACCUAUGGUGUGAUUCCUAUAGAGCAAAGACUUCUUUGGGUGGAUUGCGUGGAACUUAUAUGGGUCACUAUUCUCUCGAGGUAAGUCUCUUAAGAAAUAGUUUAUCAGACGCAUAGUUUCUAGGAAUCAUGCUCUAAGCCUCUAACUACUGGUUCCUAAAACUUCCUUGGCUGAGGACAAAGGGCACCAGAGUAAAUUAUAAUUUUGUAGUCUUUUGCUUAUGAAAUCUUCUGAAAGUGACAUUAUGGUUUUACUUGAAUUCUUUCCCUUGUCUGUACCUUCAACUUUCCUAGUUUGUCAUACAUGUUUAAAGUAUCCAAUACAAGCACUGCACCAAAUCUGACAUAGAGUUAUAGACUUGCAAGUGUGCCUUUAUAGUUUUAGUGGAGAAAUAUCAUCCAAUAUUUCUGAUUCUGACAACUGCACAUUGAUUUGAUUGGUAUACCAUAAAACAUUGAGAACUCACCGUUAUUAUAUCCAUGAAAAUGUCAUUCGACUGUUUGCAGUUCAAUGUGAGAUAUUGUUGAUGAUUAUUAUCCAUCAAAAGAUAUUCCUCUAAAAUCUGAUUUCCAGAGCAGCCCCCGAUCUUCUCUCUUCUAUUUCCUCCUGUUAAAGGAUGUUUGGGUUUUCCCACUGUUUUGUAGUUUUAUGCUAAAAGCCAAGCGAUGAUGUUCACUUUUGUUCAAAACCUUACACCGCAUAAAAGUUUCCGUAAGAGCUAUCAUAAGCUGAAGGUAUUCUGAUUUCUCAUUUACUUCUCUGAAUGUGAUUUUGAAGGUAUUCAAAUGAGAAAUCUGAAGCGCGGAUAUCUGAAGCUUCCUCAGAAGAGUAAUUGCAGUUGUCUGUCAGCAAUCUUAAGGUAAACCAUGCAGAUGCGUAGAAGAAUAGCCUGAAAUCAAGUUACAACUAUGUUUCCUGAAAUCAAUUUAGUUGUCCGUUUUAAGGAAAGCAGGCGUAUACGCUAACACAUUAGCAAGCUCUUUAACAACUCUUGUCCCACAUUUUCUAUAGAUGGAUGUUAUUAUCCUACUCUUCCAUGUCUUGGAUAAAUCUCGUGAAACAUUUGACAUCCUUCUGUUUCAUGCUUUUGACAGGACUAAUUUGGCAUAACAUUAGAGCUCAGUCCUAGAUCACAUUGAGAAGUUUACUUUGAGGCUCCAAAACCAUCCAAUUUCUGCCUGAAGUUUACUCAUUUGUAUAUGCAAAUAUAUACAAGUAUAUACUGUGUAUGUAAAUCACAAUCAUCCCCCUUUUUCUUGUCUUUCACUUGAAGAAAUCAUGACAGUAUCGAAAUGUAGUAAUGAAUUUGUUUCUUAAGUAAAGCAAUCACAAGGUAGUGGAAGCAGCAACCAGCAAAGGUUUUACUCAAACUUCUUAAUCUGAAUGUUCAAGACAUAACAAGAUUGUUGUAAUACACAAUGUUGCUUCCGACUAAUUUAGGUAACACUUAAAUCAAACGAAUGAACCACAUCCCAGUUGGGAAGAUAUUUGUUAUACUCUUCUAUGGCCUGAUACAAUUAUAUUGUUUUGUUUGAUACGAAUUGCAUGUUGUAAGUUGUAACAAUCUGUAAUUUUUGGUUUGGUGUGAGGAAUUUUAUUUUGACAGUAAGUCAGAAGGGAAAAAAUAUAUAUCUAUUCAAAAUCUGAGUUCUACUGUCCUUGUCGUGGAGUAGAAUGAAGUGCCGCUUUUGAUAGUGUAAAUGUUGUACAUAGUAGUAUAGUUUGUACAUUUUGUAUAGUUACGGGACCAAACUUGUAAAUUCUGUAUAGUUAGCAAUUUGUACAGAUUAGAUAUAAAUGUGUAGUAUCUAUGUUUGAGGAGGAGUAAUUGUACCGAAUCCAAUCAUACGAAUUUAAUACAAAUUCUUCAAACCC